AUGGAAAAAUCGUGGUUCAAUUUUAUGUUUUCUAAGGGAGAAUUGGAAUACAGAGGCGAGCUAAGUAAAGCAAUGGAUAGUUUUGCUCCUGGUGAAAAGACUACUAUAAGUCAAGACCAUUUUAUAUAUGAUAUGGAUAAAAACUUUUAUGGUUGGGGUGAGCGUUCUAGUUAUUCCAAUAAUGUUGAUCUUUUAGUUAGCUCCAAGGACAUUCGCAAUUUCAUAUCGGAUGAUACCUUUUUUGUUAGGGAUAGUAAUAAUAAUAGUUAUUCUAUAUAUUUUGAUAAAAAAAAAAAAUUUUUUGAGAUUGACAAUGAUUUUAGUGACCUAGAAAUUUUUUUUUAUAGUUAUUGUAGUUCUAGUUAUCUGAAUAAUAGAUCUAAAGGUGACAACGAUCUGCACUAUGAUCCUUACAUUAAGGAUACUAAAUAUAAUUGUACUAAUCACAUUAAUAGUUGCAUUGAUUCUUAUUUUCGUUCUUACAUCUGUAUUGAUAGUAACUUUUUAAGCGAUAGUAAUAAUUCCAAUGAAAGUUACAUUUAUAAUUUCAUUUGUAGUGAAAGUGGAAAGAUUCGUGAAAGCAAAAAUUACAAGAUAAGAACUAAUAGGAAUCGUAGUAAUUUAAUAAGUUCUAAGGAUUUUGAUAUAACUCAAAACUACAAUCAAUUGUGGAUUCAAUGCGACAAUUGUUAUGGAUUAAUGUAUAAGAAAGUCAAAAUGAAUGUUUGUGAACAAUGUGGACAUUAUUUGAAAAUGAGUAGUUCAGAGAGAAUCGAGCUUUCGAUUGAUCCGGGUACUUGGAAUCCUAUGGAUGAAGACAUGGUCUCUGCGGAUCCCAUUAAAUUUCAUUCGAAGGAGGAACCUUAUAAAAACCGUAUUGACUCUGCUCAAAAAACUACAGGAUUGACUGACGCUGUUCAAACAGGUACAGGUCAACUAAACGGUAUUCCGGUAGCCCUUGGGGUUAUGGAUUUUCGGUUUAUGGGGGGUAGUAUGGGAUCCGUAGUAGGCGAAAAAAUAACUCGUUUGAUCGAGUAUGCUACCAAUCAAUGUUUACCUCUUAUUUUAGUGUGUUCUUCCGGAGGAGCACGAAUGCAAGAAGGAAGUUUAAGUUUGAUGCAAAUGGCUAAAAUUUCUUCGGUUUUAUGUGAUUAUCAAUCAAGUAAAAAGUUAUUCUAUAUAUCAAUUCUUACAUCUCCUACUACCGGUGGAGUGACAGCUAGUUUUGGUAUGUUGGGGGAUAUCAUUAUUGCCGAACCCUAUGCCUAUAUUGCAUUUGCGGGUAAAAGAGUAAUUGAACAAACAUUGAAAAAAGCCGUGCCUGAAGGUUCACAAGCGGCUGAAUCUUUAUUACGUAAGGGCUUAUUGGAUGCAAUUGUACCACGUAAUCUUUUAAAAGGUGUUCUGAGCGAGUUAUUUCAGCUCCAUGCUUUUUUUCCGUUGAACAAAAAUUAA
This is a messenger RNA of Arabidopsis lyrata subsp. lyrata, 1455 nucleotides long. The record is from the annotation of a RefSeq genome assembly. NCBI's taxonomy places the organism in Eukaryota, Viridiplantae, Streptophyta, Magnoliopsida, Brassicales, Brassicaceae.